AUGACGAAAAGCGAUGAAGAGAAACUGGACACAUUUCUGCACAAGGCAUUGAGAAGAAUAUUGAAAAUACACUGGCCAAUGAGGAUCACAAAUCAAACAAUAAGUGAGAUUGUAAAAAAAAACAGGCAGUGGAAGUGGAUUGGGGAAAAUCGCUUUAACAUGAGCACCAGUAGACAGAAGAAACGCGGGAAGACUGACAAAAAUUGGAGAAGAACUGUGGAAAAGAAGGGAAAUCAAUGGGGAUACAAGAUUGAGGCAGAAGUAGCACCUCAAGACAGAGACGCUGGCCCUAUUCUCCACCAGGAGACACGAAAAAGAUGA
This is a messenger RNA of Saccoglossus kowalevskii, 321 nucleotides long. RefSeq lists its product as uncharacterized. The record is from RefSeq and is a predicted model, not a curated record. Lineage: Eukaryota; Metazoa; Hemichordata; Enteropneusta; Harrimaniidae.